Messenger RNA from Wasmannia auropunctata (little fire ant), 1129 nucleotides. RefSeq names its product DNA repair protein XRCC2-like (gene Xrcc2). The record is from RefSeq and is a predicted model, not a curated record. The coding region runs from base 194 to 1030 and encodes 278 amino acids. Gene Ontology annotation, cellular component: replication fork; centrosome; Rad51B-Rad51C-Rad51D-XRCC2 complex. Lineage: Eukaryota; Metazoa; Arthropoda; Insecta; Hymenoptera; Formicidae. Gene Ontology annotation, biological process: DNA strand invasion; double-strand break repair via homologous recombination. Gene Ontology annotation, molecular function: four-way junction DNA binding. The transcript is spliced from 2 exons.
ACAAAAUGGCGCCUUAUGAAAGGUCGCCGGCGGAAGCGAGGAGUGGCGGGCUUUGCCGGCUUUGGUCGAAUUCGGCGAGUAAUCAAUGAUACCUGAACAAUGGUCGUUUGAUGCUCAUUAAUUAAUAUUACUUGAAACCAAUUAUACCAAUGUGGAAAGGAAGCAGAUAUAUGUUUGUGAAUUUAUUAAUAAUAUGCAGUUCCAUUCCGAAGGCGGGUUAGAGUUGUUAUCGAGAUUCAGUGAGAAACCGCGUUCGAUUAACCUCGAUGACGUUCUAUUCUCGAGCGACAUCGACAACAGGAGCAUCAUAGAGAUCGCCGGGGCUUCGGCCACUGGAAAGACCGUGUUACUGUGCCAAUUCAUAGCGAAAUGCAUACUGCCCGCGCGGUACAAGGGGAUCGAGAUCGACGGAUGCGACGCUUGUGCGAUACUGAUCGACACUCUUGGCCACGUACAGAUGAGCAAGAUAGCUGAACUAAUGCGUGCCACGGUACGCAGCGCGUGUCAAGUAGCCGCGGAUGUACAGUCGCCAGCCGAAAUGGUAGACUACAUUGUAAAUAAGUCAUUGGAAAACUUGACGGUGAUCAGCUGUUGCAACAACGAUCAACUCCAGCUGACUCUGCACACUCUCGAGGAUGAGUUUCUUGGCAAUGAGAGGAUCGCUUUGUUGGCUAUAGAUAAUAUCCUAGCGUACUAUUGGCAGGCGAGAAAAGAGAGAAAAGAGAGUAUACUCAGUAUGGAUUACUACGCUAAAGACUUGCUCAAAAUUAUCCGCGCGCAAACAUUUCAAUUUCACACUGUGACAGUUUACACCAAGUGGGACGGACCUGCAGUGUCUAAAAAUGAAUCAUACGCGAAGCGAUGUAGCAAUCUAAAGAAGAUAGGUGUAAAUUAUAGGCUGCAACUUGGCAAAAGUACUGUAAUUUGUAAGCUUAUAUGUCGUGUACAAUCCUGCACUGAUGAUGUAAAACAGAUUUCUUAUAUAAUCUCGGAUUCUGGUAUAAAAUGGAUUCCCGAUAAUAACACAUAACUGAAGCAGAAAUAAAUGAGGGUGAUCUCUGGUGUAAAUCCGGAAUUUCAUAUCUAUCUGGAUGGAGUAUAUCUUUUAAUAAUUGUUGCAAGAUGCCGA